Messenger RNA from Ramularia collo-cygni, 1509 nucleotides. RefSeq names its product probable MFS phospholipid transporter (Git1). Bases 1 to 1509 code for a protein of 502 amino acids. Gene Ontology annotation, biological process: transmembrane transport; carboxylic acid transport. Lineage: Eukaryota; Fungi; Ascomycota; Dothideomycetes; Mycosphaerellales; Mycosphaerellaceae. The record is from RefSeq and is a predicted model, not a curated record. Gene Ontology annotation, cellular component: plasma membrane. Gene Ontology annotation, molecular function: carboxylic acid transmembrane transporter activity. The transcript has 11 exons.
AUGUCAACCAAGAGGAAUACGUUCCACGCCAGUGAGGAGCAUGCCGAUGCAGUCGCUCUCGAGAGUCACUCAAGUCUCGAGAAUGCACCGACACUCACACGCUGGCAACAGUUGAGGCCAAGUCUAGCUGCUGGCGCCGGGCUUUUUUCGGAUGGAUAUUUACAAAGUGUAAUCGGUCCAGUGAACACCUGUCUUAAGACCAUCUACGGAGACGAAUACAGCAAAAGUAGCGCCCAGCAAAAUGUCACUUCCCUCGCGUUCGCUGGAACAGUUGUCGGUCAAUUAUUCUUCGGAUACACAUCCGACCAUUUCAGCAGAAAGUGGUCACUGGUUGUCUCCACUGUGAUUCUCUUCGUCUUUGCUGCGCUCGGAGCUGGAUCUUAUGGCGCAGGAGGUUCCAUCGGAGGCCUAUUCGCAGCUCUAACAGCGUACAGAUUCCUCCUUGGAAUAGGUAUAGGCGGUGAAUAUCCUGCCGGAAGCGUGACCUGUGCAGAGUCCAGUGGCGAGCUGAAAGAAGGCUCCCGCAAUCGCUGGUUCUGCCUUUUCACCAAUGUUCAGAUUGACUUCGGGUUCGUUUUGGGUACUUUAGUUCCUAUGAUAAUCACCAGGAUCGCCCCAAACAAUCUCACUCUUGUCUGGCGCCUGUCUCUGGCUUUGGGAGUAGUCCCUCCCUUGUCGCUGCUCUAUCUUCGGAUCAAGCUGAAGGAGCCCGAAUCCUUCUCGAAGCAGUCUUUCAAAAAGACAAAGAUGCCAUAUUGGCUCGCCCUCWAGUUCUAUGGUCCGAGAUUAAUCCUAGUCUCAGGAAUAUGGUUCAUCUACGACUUCUUGACUUACCCAUUCUCAAUCUAUUCUUCGGCCUGGAUUGAUGUGAUUCAGCCAGAUCGUGUCCUUUGGCAGACCUUGGGCUGGUCGGUCCUCGUGAACUCUUUCUACUUGCCCGGUGCCAUAUUCGGCUCCUUCACCUCAGACUGGAUGGGCCCGCGCAAGGCCCUGGGUACUUUUGUGAUUGCACAGGGUGUCCUGGGAUUCAUUAUGAGUGGAUGCUACGAGUAUCUCAGACGUCCCGACAAUAUUGCUGCCUUCGUCGUGGUAUAUGGAGUCUUCCUCAUGCUCGGUGAGAUGGGCCCUGGUGACAACAUCGGUCUCGUCGCCUCGAAGACGUGCGCCACCGGUAUCAGAGCGCAAUACUAUGCGAUUGCAGCUGCUAUGGGGAAGAUAGGUGCCUUCAUCGGGAACUACAUCUUCCCAUAUAUUCAGGGGGCCGGUGGCAACGACGUGAUCAAGCAAGGCCAAUAUCCUUUCUACGUCGCUUCGAGCCUCUGCUUUCUGAGCGCAUUCCUUGUGUGGUUGUUGCCUGAGAUCACUCAAAACACCAUCGCAGAAGAAGACAUCAAAUUUAGAGAGUACCUUGAACUUCACGGCUUCGACACAAGUGCUAUGGGAGAAGGAAAGUGGCAAGAAGAACCGCAGAGCGAGAGGUAUGAAGAGGCAAAGGCACAAAGCUCCUGA